Messenger RNA from Panthera uncia (snow leopard), 3114 nucleotides. It is a transcript of the gene SETD4, whose product is annotated as SET domain containing 4. Gene Ontology annotation, biological process: peptidyl-lysine dimethylation; peptidyl-lysine trimethylation; peptidyl-lysine monomethylation. Gene Ontology annotation, molecular function: transcription coactivator activity; histone H3K36 methyltransferase activity; histone H3K4 methyltransferase activity. The transcript has 11 exons. The coding region runs from base 658 to 2055 and encodes 465 amino acids. NCBI's taxonomy places the organism in Eukaryota, Metazoa, Chordata, Mammalia, Carnivora, Felidae. The record is from RefSeq and is a predicted model, not a curated record.
UUCUAAGAACAAAUUACUUCACAUUGAAAGAGCAUUUAAAGAAAAACAAACUGCUUAGAGAGAGGGAGCAUGUGUGUGCGAGUGGGGAAGGAGUAGAGAGAGAGGGGGAGAGAGUCCCAAGGAGGCUCUUUGCUGUCAGCGCAGCGGGGCUCAUGAAUUGUGAGAUUAUGACCUAAGCUGAAAUCAAGGGUCAGACUCAACCAAGUGAGCCACCCAGGCAUCCCAGAAUGUUUUCUUUUUUCCUCUAAGACUUAGCUUAUAGAAGCUUUAUGGCCGUUGUUUUUUCCAAGUAUGUUAGGUUGGUGCUUAGUAAAUGCUGAUUUGAAUUGAGAUCCGUAAGUCACCAAAGCACACAGUGGUGAAAUAGUUGAGGAUUUUGAUGAUUAGUCAGCAUUUAGUAGGACCUUAAUAUAAAACUGUUUCAGAGGGAGCACUAUAAUGGGCAAUCCCUUACUGCAUAAGGAAUGAUGAUUUAGCUUACAGUAUAAACGGUUUGUGUACAGAAACACUAGAGAAAUGGUUUAGCAAAUAACAUAAGCUUGUGUAUUCAAAUCCUUGUAGGUACAAAGAACAGUGCUUAUCAUACAACUGGAAAGAAAGGCAAAGAAAAAGCUUUUAUAUUAGAUUGGGCACCUGAACAGAAACUGCAGUUUUGAUAUGAAGAUGGGAAGAGGAAGAACAAGCCGGAUCAGAAGACGGAAACUCUUCAGAAGUUCUGUAUCAAGAGGAGUGAAUGAGAGCUACAAGCCUGAAUUUAUAGAGCUUAAGAAGUGGCUGAAAGAUAGAAAGUUUGAAGAUACAAACUUAAUACCUGCUUGUUUUCCAGGUACAGGAAGAGGGCUGAUGAGCAAAACAUCCUUGCAGGAGGGACAGGUGAUUGUUUCGUUGCCUGAGAGUUGCCUGCUCACCACGGACACAGUGAUUAGAAGCUACUUAGGGGCGUACAUCGCUAAAUGGCGGCCUCCUCCAUCUCCUCUGCUGGCUCUGUGUACCUUUCUGGUUUCAGAAAAGCAUGCUGGGGACCAGUCCGUCUGGAAACCUUACCUACAGAUUUUACCAAAGGCCUACACCUGCCCCGUUUGUUUGGAGCCAGAAGUGGUGAAGCUUUUUCCCCAACCUUUGAGAGCAAAGGCCGAAGAGCAGAGAGCCCGUGUGCGAGAGUUCUUUUCUUCCUCCAGAGGCUUCUUCUCUUCCCUGCAGCCUCUGUUUUCCGAGGCCGUCGGGAGCAUCUUUAGCUACCGUGCCCUCCUGUGGGCCUGGUGCACGGUCAACACCAGGGCCGUGUAUGUGAAGCACAGGCGGAGGCGCGACUUUUCCGUGGAGCCAGACACCUGUGCGCUCGCCCCGUACCUGGAUCUGCUGAACCACAGCCCCCGUGUGCAGGUAGAAGCGGCAUUUAAUGAGGAAACUCGCUGUUAUGAAAUUAGAACAGCUUCAAGCUGUAGGAAGCAUGAAGAGGUGUUCAUCUGCUAUGGCCCUCAUGAUAAUCAGCGACUGCUCCUGGAGUAUGGAUUCGUUUCCAUCCAUAAUCCUCACGCUUGUGUUUACGUCUCCGAAGAUAUACUUGUUAAAUAUCUUCCAUCAACAGAUAAACAGAUGAACAAGAAGAUUUCCAUUUUAAAGGAUCAUGACUUUAUAGAAAAUUUGACAUUUGGAUGGGAUGGACCAUCUUGGAGGUUACUCACAGCGCUUAAGUUGUUAUGUCUGGAAGCUGAAGAAUUUACAUGCUGGAAAAAAGUACUUCUUGGAGAAAUCAUUUCAGAUACAAAUGAGAAGACAAGUUUGGACAUAGCCCAGAAAAUAUGCCAUUAUUUCAUAGAGGAGACCAAUGCAGUGCUUCAAAAGGUUUCUCAUAUGAAAGAUGAAGAAGUGGCUUCGAUAAACCAACUAACUUUGGUAGAAACAUUGUGGACAGAAGAGCUAAAGAUUCUGCAGGCCUCUGCUCUGAUUCUAAACAGUUUGCAAACACCUUUUAGAGAGAGUGCAAGCUGGGGAGGAGUAGAGAGAGAAGGAGACAGAGGAUCCGAAGCAGGGGCUCAAACCCACGAACUGUGAGAUCAUGACCUGAGCCCAAACCAAGAAUCGGAUGCUUAACUGACUGAGCCACCCAGGCGCCCCUUGUUUGCAUGUUCUAGUAGGCAACUUCAUCGACCUCAUUGGGCAGACUGGCGACAAGGAGCCAGGCAGCACCCAGGUGCGAGGAGAAAGAGGGCCUCCCCAGAGGUCCCUGUGGGCCAAGCCCUCUCCCUGUGGUUUUCAGUUUUACAGCUCCCUCCCUGUCACUGUGACUCCCACAUCCCACAAAAGGCGGAGGGGCGAGAAGGGGUGAGUGAUCCUGCAAGGCAGCCUUCUCCCAUUUCAGAGAAAAUCUGUCCUGGGGGUGGGGCCCUCCUUUUGAUCUCAAGGGUCCCUGUCUGGUUAUGCAGCUGUGGUGAUGGGCGUUUAGAAGCCUUCUGCUAGUGCCAGAAGAUAAGGCAAAAACCGAGACUGUGCAGGGUCUAUGUAGCAAUUAUUAGGACAGUAAAUAAUUCCCGUUCUCACUUUGCCCUUGUCACAAAGGGAGACUUCAAAGUGCUCAAGAUAAAAGGGAAUUCAGGAUGUCACUGACCCGGGGAGUGGGGGGAGGGUCAAGUCUAAGGGUGUGUUUGUCACAGGCAGCAUAGAUCUUUGCUUCUCGGGUCCUCCCAAGCCUCAGACAGUAAGGGUCGCAGCAGCCGUUUGAAGUCCCUGGGAACCACAUGUGCAGCGUUUUUAGAAACUUUAUUGAGGAAUAAUUAACAAAUACAUUUGUACAGACUUAAAGUGUACACGUGAUGAUUUGAUAUAUGUACACAUUACAGAACAAUCACCAAGAGCAAGAUAAUGAACACAUCCAUCAGCUGAUAGUCACCAGUUAACUUUGUUUUCUUUCUGUGGUGGGAAUGCUUAAGAUCUGCUCUCCGUGACUUUCAAGUAAACAAUACCAUAGCAUUAACUAGCCAACACGCUGUAUGUUAGUUCCUCUGCACUUACUGUUCCUAAUCUGAAAGAUUGUACUUUUGGAUGUAUGCCGCUCCCAUUUUCCCCUGGCCCUUGCAACCACCGUUCUAUUCUCUGUUUCUGUGAAACUGCCCC